This is a messenger RNA of Camelina sativa (false flax), 2168 nucleotides long. Its product is annotated as wall-associated receptor kinase 2-like. Gene Ontology annotation, cellular component: plasma membrane. Gene Ontology annotation, molecular function: calcium ion binding; protein serine/threonine kinase activity; ATP binding. Gene Ontology annotation, biological process: cell surface receptor signaling pathway; protein phosphorylation. The record is from RefSeq and is a predicted model, not a curated record. Lineage: Eukaryota; Viridiplantae; Streptophyta; Magnoliopsida; Brassicales; Brassicaceae.
AAAAAAGAUAUCAAAGAUGUUGAGAGUCAAUUACGUGGGGUUUCUUUUGCUGCUUUUAUUAUUGUGUUCUAACUCUGUUUCUGAUGAUUGCAAAACCAAAUGUGGAAACCUCACGAUCGACUAUCCUUUUGGCACUUCUCGUGGGUGUUACCACGACGAGAAAUUUCUCAUCAGGUGUAAUCAGAAAGAGCAAAAGGCGUUUUUAGCUAAGCAAAACCUCGAGGUGCUCAACAUUUCCCUCGAUGGAGAAAUGCAAAUCCUCAUGAAUACGACCCGUACUUGCUACAACAUCAACGGAGAUGUUACUAAAGGUCAAGAACAUGGUGUUGUAUCUACUGACUUUACUUUCUCCAGCAAGAACCAGUUCUUUCGAAUUGGUUGCAAUAUAAUCACCUCUGCGAUAUUUGAUGGGCCAAUGAGAGUUGCAACCGAAUGCAUUACAUAUUGCAGUUCACCUCAACUUAAUGAUGGAUCAUGUUCUGUUCGGGGCGGUUGUUGUAGAUCAUUUCUCGAUCCUGGAGCCAGCAAGUUAAAGUUAGAAACAAUGACCUAUCCUAAUCGGACAGAUGUGUUUGAUUUUAAUCCCUGCAUACAUACAUUUCUCGUGCAAGCCGGAUAUUACAAUUUUUCUGGACGAGAAGAUCUUAAAAACCUGCGGAACCUCACACAGUUUCCAGUGUUAAUAGACUGGAGUAUCAGUGAUUUGACAUGUGAGCAAGCUGAGAACAAAUCAUGCCAUCAGAACAGCGUUUGCAUCAACCGUAGACAUGGGCAUACCUGCAAAUGUCAAGAGGGGUUCCAAGGGAAUCCAUAUAUCCCAAAUGGUUGUCAAGAUAUCGAUGAGUGCAAAUUGAGCGAUCGUCAUUGUGCGGAGCAUGAAACCUGUCGCAACACCGUUGGUUCUUUCCACUGCAAAAAACGUAAAGAAUGGGAAAUCAUUCUUCUUGCAAGCAUCAUUGGGAUCUUGGUCGUCUUGCUCGUCAUCUGCGGCCUAGUGCUAAAAUAUAAGAGCAGGCAAAAAGGCAAAUGCAGAGAGAAACGUUUUGAAGAAAACGGAGGCAUACUGCUGGCACAACGACUCUUAGACUCGGGCACACAUGCACCCAUCAAGAUCUUCAAGGAGGAAGAAAUCAAGGCGGCUACUAACAAUUAUCACGAGACCAGAAUACUGGGUAAGGGAGGGCAGGGAAUUGUCUACAAAGGGAUUAUGCCAGACAACACUGAAAUCGCCAUUAAAAAAGCUCGAGUUGGUGACCGUGAUCAGGUAGGCCAGUUCAUCAACGAAGUAGUUGUCCUCUCACAAAUCAACCAUCCACACGUGGUGAGGCUUUUGGGUUGCUGCCUAGAAACCCAAACUCCCCUCUUGGUGUACGAGUAUGUGUCCGGUGGAACGCUUUACGACAACUUGUUCGGUUCUUCUCUGCCAUGGGAAGACCGGUUGAGGAUUGCAGCAGAGAUCGCCGGAACUCUUUCAUACCUCCACUCCUCUCCUCCGGUCCCAUUAGUUCACCGUGACGUCAAGCCCGCCAAUGUUAUCUUGGAUGACACGUUAUCCGCCAAAGUAUCUGACUUUGGGUCUUCGAGGCUUUUCCCUGCAGACAAAGAACAGCUGACAACACUGGUACAAGGAACAAAAGGAUAUCUGGACCCGGAAUAUUUUAAUACAAGCUUGUUGAGCGAAAAGAGCGACGUUUACAGCUUCGGUGUCCUUCUGAUGGAGCUGGUUUCAGGGGAAAAGGCCGUGUUCUUUAUCCGACCACAAACUGAAAAGUUCCUGGUGACUCAUUUAGAAUCUGCUCUGAAAGAGAAUCGCUUAAGUGACGUUAUGGACAGGAGGGUGGUGAACGAAGAGAAUCGCUGGCAGAUUUAUGAAGCAGCACUGUUGGCUCUCAGGUGCACAAAAGUGAAAGGAGAGGACAGGCCAGAUAUGAGGCAAGUAGCUGCAGAGCUUGAAGGUUUGAGAGCUUCAGGGGCAACAUGGGUCGAGUCUAUCUAGAUCAGGAGUUUGAAAUUGAAUAAAGUGAUUGAUAUUUAUUUCCUUGGAGUACUAAAAGCAAACUAUCUAUAACUUGUGUGUGUUGUUUUUUUUUGUUUUUUUUUAAUUUCUUUCUUUUCUUCUGCAGCCUUUGGUUGUUUGUGUAAUGCUUGAACCAGUACUAUGUUUUCAU